Molecule: messenger RNA, 428 nt
Organism: Gryllus bimaculatus (two-spotted cricket)
Lineage: Eukaryota; Metazoa; Arthropoda; Insecta; Orthoptera; Gryllidae
Source: the annotation of a GenBank genome assembly
AUGGAGCCUAACGCUCAACUCAAUGGGUGUGCUGUAAGAACGUUCAUGUGGGCGAUGCUGCUACUAGAUGAUCUUGUCGACAAUUGGGAUAGAGUACCUAGAGAAUUCAUCAAGUUCGCAAAGGCUAUUAUUGCUGUCCUGGCCGUUCUGGCUAUCAUCGCUACUGCCUCCGCGCAGUACCUGGGCUACGGCGGCCUCCGCAGCGGCUACGGCGGCUACUACGGCGGCUAUGCUGCCCCCUACGCCUACGGUCGCGGCCUCUACGGCGGCGGCCUCUACGGAGGCUACGGCCGCGGCCUCUACGGCUACUACGGUUGAUUCGCUUCCCCUUCUCGCAAGGUGGAUGCUGCAUCCCGACCAACAUCUGAGGGAUCGGCUUGUUCAAUGAAAGUUUUUUUAAUCUAAAAUAAACUUCUGUAUAUAGUAAA